CCCAGAAACCGGGGUUCCGACAGACCUCGGCUCGGCGCAUUAGCUGAUCGGUGCAUCCUAUCCCGGUCGCCCACUCCUUAGCCAUUAACAUUCUGCCGCGGAGCGACACGGCCCGGGAAAAUCCACCAAUUCGACCACUUCGCGACUGUGGAGUCCCCGCAGCAACUGAGUUACGACAUGGUCAUAUUCCGCUAGUACCUGCAUUGUAAUUUGGAUCGGAGUAUAGCUCCGCAUUGGGGUGCCGUGAAGUUGCACAACAAAAUGGCGUUCACAGCCAGUCUUGAAUCGUUGCGCGAUCGCGACAAUGAAGCUCCUCAGUGGCAUUACAGCUUUGGCUGUCCUGGACUCGUUCGUGUCUUCUAGUGCAUCUGCGCAAGCAAAUACACCAAGUCAAUACCCGCUUCACGACAAUGGCCUGAACAAGGUAGUCCAAUGGGACCACUAUAGCUUCAAAGUCAACGGCCAGCGACUGUUUGUUUAUUCAGGCGAAUUGCAUUACUGGAGGAUUCCCGUGCCUGAAGUUUGGGAUGAUCUUCUAGAGAAGAUAAAAGCAGCGGGUUUCACAGCUUUUGCUUUCUACGGCAAUUGGGCCUGGCAUAGCGCUACUAACCAGACUCUGGACUUCGAAACCGGUGCUCACAAUUUCGAGCGACUACUCGAGACUGCGAAGCGUGUCGGCCUGUACGUUAUUGUCCGCCCCGGACCGUACGUUAAUGCUGAAGCCAAUGCGGGUGGUUUCCCGCUUUGGCUGACCACUGGAGCAUACGGAGAACUUCGCGACGACGAUCCCCGUUACACAGCUGCCUGGAAGCCAUACUUCUCCAAGUUCUCCGAAAUUACCAGCAAACACCUGGUCACGAACGGUGGGAAUGCCAUCGUGUACCAGAUCGAGAACGAAUACGGCGAACAAUGGGACAACGUCAAUACGAAAAUCCCGAAUGCUGCAGCCGGCCGUUAUAUGCAGUCGCUCGAAGACACUGCACGCGAGAAUGGAAUUGACGUGCCUCUCAUUGCGAACGAUCCCAACAUGAACACGAAGAGUUGGUCCGAGGACUUUGCUCCAAAUGCAACUGGAAAUGUUGACGUCGCAGGCCUAGACAGCUACCCAUCAUGCUGGAGCUGCAACUUGGAUGAAUGUACGGGGACCAACGGCAAAUACGUUCCAUACCAAGUGAUCAAUUACUACGACCACUUUCAGGAGGUCAGCCCGACGCAGCCAAGCUUCUUCCCCGAGUUCCAAGGAGGAUCUUACAAUCCUUGGGGUGGUCCCGAAGGUGGAUGCCCGGCUGAUAUCGGGGCAGACUUUGCCAAUUUGUUCUACCGCAAUUUGAUAUCUCAACGCGUCACAGCCAUUUCGCUCUAUAUGAUGUACGGAGGAACCAACUGGGGCGCUUUCGCGUGCCCCGUUGUUGCUACCAGCUACGACUACUCCAGCCCAAUAAGCGAGAACCGCAAAAUUGACAGCAAGUACUAUGAGACGAAGAGUCUCGCUUUGUUCACUCGGGUCGCCAAAGAUCUUACAGUGACCAACCGAGUGGCCAACAGCACUGCUUACUCUGAUAAUGCAGCGAUUGCGACUAGUGAGCUUCGCAACCCUAACACAAACGCUGCUUUCUACGUGACUAUCCACUCAACGUCGUCUUCAGGCACCCGGGAGGCGUUCAAGCUCAACGUCAACACAUCUAUUGGAGAAUUGACGAUUCCGCAGCACGCUGGAUCGAUCGUGCUAAAUGGGCAUCAGUCUAAAAUCAUCGUUACGGACUUCAGCAUCGGCAAGCAAAAGCUGACAUACUCUACUGCGGAGGUACUCACAUACGCGGUGAUUGACGGAAACCCCACCGUUGUUCUAUGGGUUCCUGCUGGAGAAUCAGCGGAGUUCCAUGUGAAAGGUGCGCGCAAGGGCUCGGUUGAGAGUGCGAGCGGGUCGAAGGCAAAAUUCUACACAGAUCGCCAGGGUGUCACCGCAAGCUUCAACGCAGUGAGCGGCAAGAGCGUUUUGCAGUUCGAUAACGAUGUCAAGGUCGUUGUCGUUGAUAGGCCGACCGCAUACCUCUUUUGGGCUCCUAACCUCUCUGAUGACCCGAUCGGGCCUGUCGACAAGUCUGUUCUCGUGCAGGGCCCGUAUCUGGUCCGAGAUGUGACCUCUGAUGGCAGCACACUUAAACUCACAGGUGACGAGUCCAACGCAACCGCGAUCGAAGUCUUCGCUUCGAAGCGUUACCAAUCAGUUACCUGGAACGGAAAGAAAGUCAAACUUUCGAAGACCUCGUAUGGCAGUCUCAAGGGAAGCGUUGGCGUUUCAAAGACCACCAUCAAGCUGCCGUCUUUGGCUUCCUGGAAAGUCCGCGACAGUCUUCCCGAGAAGCAGGCGAGCUACAACGAUUCCGGUCCAGCUUGGGUGGAUGCAGCCCACCAGACCACGCCGAAUCCUACCAAGCCUGUGACGCUUCCUGUGCUCUACGUCGAUGACUAUGGUUUCCACAACAGCUUCCACCUCUUCCGUGGCUACUUUGAUGGAUCUGCUACAGGUGUAAACCUUACCCUGCAGGGUGGUAUGGCUUUCGGCUUCUCUGCAUGGUUGAAUGGUGAACUCGUCGGCUCUUACAUCGGCAACUCCACGGUCGGUAAGACUAGUCUCGUCGUCUCCUUCGCCAACGGAACGCUCAACAAGAAUGGUGCCAACGUCCUCCUUGUGGCGCAAGACAACACUGGACACGACCUUCGCGGUGGCGCGACUGACCCGCGAGGCAUUCUUGGAGCAUCACUCCAAGGCGGUGCAUCCUUCAAAAAGUGGAAGAUCGCAGGUGAAGUCAAUGGCGAAAGACAACUGAUCGACCCUGUGCGCGGCCCACUGAGCGAAGGUGGUCUCACCGCUGAACGUCUAGGCUGGCACCUUCCUGGCUUCGACGACUCUGCUUGGAACUCCAGCUCACCUUCCACGGGCUUCUCAGGAGCGGGCAUCCACUUCUACCGCACUGUUGUCCCGCUCAAUGUACCCAAGGGUGUAGACGCCGCGUUCUCGUUUGUCUUAAACGCUCCGGCAUCGAAGGCUAUCCGUGUGCAGCUUUUCGUCAAUGGUUACCAGUACGGUCGAUUCAAUCCAUCCGUCGGGAACGAAGUGCGCUUCCCGGUGCCGCCAGGUAUACUUAAUUAUUCGGGUGAUAAUACUAUCGGCGUUAGUGUUUGGGCACAGACAGAGGAGGGUGGAAAGUUGGAUGUGAAGCUCGAGCAAGACUAUGUCUUGGAGAGCAGCUGGAGCCCGAGGUUUGAUGGAGACUAUCUGCGACCCGGGUGGACAGAGGAGCGGUUGAAGUACGCUUAGAUGGCUCGAUCUGCCAAGAACAUGAUAAUAU
Molecule: messenger RNA, 3353 nt
Organism: Paraphaeosphaeria sporulosa
Lineage: Eukaryota; Fungi; Ascomycota; Dothideomycetes; Pleosporales; Didymosphaeriaceae
Exons: 4
Coding region: 305-3322 (1005 amino acids)
Biological process (GO): carbohydrate metabolic process
Cellular component (GO): vacuole
Molecular function (GO): beta-galactosidase activity
Source: RefSeq, a predicted model, not a curated record